Ostrea edulis (European flat oyster) is the source of this 633-nucleotide messenger RNA. RefSeq lists its product as uncharacterized. Bases 1 to 327 code for a protein of 108 amino acids. The record is from RefSeq and is a predicted model, not a curated record. The transcript has 5 exons. NCBI's taxonomy places the organism in Eukaryota, Metazoa, Mollusca, Bivalvia, Ostreida, Ostreidae.
AUGAGGAUAUUUCUAGUCCUCUCCAAAGUGAUGCAUACAAACCUUGAAAAGUUCCUCCGUUGGAUCAAAGCAUGCCGGCGUCUACACGAUCAGCUUAAUGCUCAGAGGAUAAAUAAACAUAGAACAGUUUGUUCAAAGCAUUUUAUAGAAGGUAAUGGACCAACUCUUCAAUAUCCUGACCCAACACCAGCUGAUAGCUCCAUUCUACGACCAGCAAGACCAGUUCGCAAGCGCAGUCUUAGUCUGAGUGAAAAUCAGACUGUCAUCAAAGAAGAUAAUUGUGAGUACAAUGGAUGUAGAAGGCAAUGUACAGGACGAGGAAGAUGAUUUAAACAAGAUAAACAACAGUGACAACAUUGCUGUAUAAACAGAAGACCUUGUAAGCAAACAUUUGAAAGGUUUUGCUAACAUUUAAUUGUGUACAUUUUGAUUGGCAAGAAAUGGUUUUCCAUAGGUUUUGAAAAAAAUACACAAAUUUUCAAGCAUUAAAAUAUGAAUGGCAGGUCAGGCCAUAUCCUCUCUACAAAUUUAUCUUUUUGUGUAUACACAACAAAAUCAUAAAAUGUACCACCUGUGAUUAAGAGUUGACCCUGAACUUGUGCAUAAUAUGUUUGAGUGUUUUUCAAUGUAAUG